Messenger RNA from Lethenteron reissneri (Far Eastern brook lamprey), 1825 nucleotides. Its product is annotated as annexin A4-like. Gene Ontology annotation, molecular function: calcium ion binding; calcium-dependent phospholipid binding; phosphatidylserine binding. NCBI's taxonomy places the organism in Eukaryota, Metazoa, Chordata, Hyperoartia, Petromyzontiformes, Petromyzontidae. Gene Ontology annotation, biological process: negative regulation of coagulation. The record is from RefSeq and is a predicted model, not a curated record. Gene Ontology annotation, cellular component: plasma membrane; nucleus; cytoplasm.
UAAACCCACAAGGCAGAGAGGGCCCCUCUGCUUCCUGUGCCACGGCUUUCGUUACCUUUUGACAGACAGAAGCGACUUUGAAAGCAGCGCGGACUGUGUGGUUUAAUCUCGGGGUGAAAAGACAAAUCGAGAAGUUGAUUUUUUUUAUCUUUAUCGCAGAUCAAUCAUCGACAACAGCCUCAGCCUCUAACAUGGCAGCAAGGGGCACUGUGCGCGAGGCGUCUGGCUUCAAUGCCCUGCAAGACGCGGAAAAGCUUCGCAAGGCCAUGAAGGGCAUUGGCACGGACGAGCAGGCCGUUAUCGACGUGCUGGCCUGUCGCAGCAACGCUCAGCGCCAGCAGAUCGCCCUCAACUUCAAGUCGGCGUAUGGGAAGGACUUGACCGACGAACUCAAGUCCGAGCUGUCUGGAAAGUUCGAGACGGUCAUCCUGGGUCUGCUCAUGCCGCCCAUCAAGUACGACGUGACUCAGCUGAGAGAAGCCAUCCAGGGUGCCGGCACGAAUGAGCGAUGCAUCAUCGAGAUCAUGGCAUCGCGUGGAAACCGAGAGAUCCUAGAGAUCGUGAAGCUCUACAAAACCCAGUACCAUCGCUCUCUGGAGGAUGACCUCGUGUCGGAUACUUCGGGAUACUUUGAGCGAGUCCUCGUUUCAUUGUCAACAGGCAACCGUGACGAGGGGACGUCCAUUGACGACGCUCUUGUGAAGAAGGACGCGGAGACGCUCUUCCAGGCCGGCGAGAAGAAGACCGGGACGGACGAGACUGCGUUCGUGAUGAUCCUGUGCAGCCGCAGUGUGCCCCACCUUCACAAAGUGUUUGAGGAAUACCAGCGAAUUUCCGGCAAGGACAUUGAGCAGAGCAUUAAGAGCGAGAUGUCUGGUAGCGUGGAGGAUGCGCUGCUGGCUGUGGUGAAGUGCGUGAAAAACAAGCCUGCUUUCUUUGCCGAGAGCCUCUAUAAAUCUAUGAAGGGCGCCGGCACGGAUGACGCGACGCUAAUGCGCAUCAUGGUGUCGCGCUGCGAGGUGGACAUGCUGGACAUCCGAGCCGAGUUCAAGCGCCUCUACGGGAAGUCUCUCUACUCUUUCAUCAAGGGUGACUCAUCGGGUGACUACAGGAAGGUGCUGCUGCAGCUGUGCGGAGGGGAUGACUGAGCGUCACGACGCCAAACGACACGGGGAGUCAACUAGGGGACCAGGAUUCGCGAGUGCCUUGUAUUGUGCAACGUGUUGACAUUACCGUGAUGCUUACACGGUCACUGUUUAGCCAUUAAUUGCAUUUGAUUCGCAGUACUAAAAUAAUAGGGAUGUAACAAUUACACGUGUUGAUGAUUUUUUAUGUUUGAUUAACUGAUAGAUUACAUUUUUCUAGCACCUACAGUGAGUUUCAAUAUUCGACAUGUAUUGAGAGCUUUAGAGUGUUUUCAAUCAAAUUGUCAACAAUAUUUAGACUACAGAGCAUUGUUUAAGCAUACGAUAUUCUACCAUGUUCUACAUUUCUCAUUGUGCCAUGGCAAUGCUAUCUUGGUUUGGCCUGUGCACGGUUUCCCCCACUCAUUGAUGAUACUCGUCAUUGACUGGGACUGGACUGAAGCUUUUCAGCCUGUGAUGAAAUGGUGUCAAGUCUAUACAGUGUCAAUGCAACAUGUACAGAUUCAUCUCCUUCACCUGCGCAACAUGGGGCGUACCUUUUGACAUCUCAUUGUCGUGUUACUCGGUGCUUAUAUUGUACGUUGCAACAUUUCUUUCAACUGCUCUAUUAUACCCGCAAGAAAAAAACAGUAAAGUAAAAUGAUCGUUAUGCCUUGGUCUAUUAAAUGAUGUCAAGUGGA